Lepisosteus oculatus (spotted gar) is the source of this 2152-nucleotide messenger RNA. RefSeq names its product lysophosphatidylcholine acyltransferase 2 (gene lpcat2). Gene Ontology annotation, cellular component: endoplasmic reticulum. The record is from RefSeq and is a predicted model, not a curated record. Gene Ontology annotation, molecular function: calcium ion binding; lysophosphatidic acid acyltransferase activity; 1-acylglycerophosphocholine O-acyltransferase activity. Lineage: Eukaryota; Metazoa; Chordata; Actinopteri; Semionotiformes; Lepisosteidae.
UCGUGCCGUCGCUGUGCGCUUUUCUUCAGUUUCCCUCGGCUGCUGCUGCUCUUUCACGCCCCGUGUACUUCUUAGGGCUCGGAGUUUCAGCGUGGCUUAUUAACAUGUUAAAAGUGUCAGUGCUGUAUAGGUCGUCCUGUGACAAAUGCAUGACCCAUUCACUUUCCGGGGGGGGAUUAUGGUUGGAAGUAGUAAAGUUUUUAGAAAAGCAAAAUAAAAAACCCCUGCUGACACCUGCCGUUCAAUAGGGAAAUAGCGCUGAGUAGAAGCGCUUUCGAAGACCCGGGGCGGGGCGGAGAGAGCCGUCUCUCACCAGGCGAGCGCUGACAAGGUGAAACUACCCGCAGGGUCUCCCAGAGUUAGCAGAGAUGGGCGACGGGCUUGGCUCACCAGGAAGUGAGAUCUCGGCGUAAACCGUGUCUGUGUUCCGGGACGCACUGACCGCUCCGCUCCCAGCCGGAGAUACCAGCCAGGAUGCCGCAGAGAGUGUUCGCCCUGCCGAGACAGGAGUCCCUGCUCCUUCCGGCGGUUCUUAAUCCCUUCGUGAAAGAAACCCGUUUGGUCACAGCUGACAGAAUCAAGUGUGUUGUGUUAGGAGCAGUGCUGUUUCCCCUCCGGGUGCUGUGCUUGACGGUUCUCCUCCUGCUGUCAUGGCCUGUUGCAGCCAUAGCAACAUUCCUGCACCCUAUCAAAGGAGCCAUCGAGCCCAUGGCAGGGUGGAGACGGCUCCUGAGCCAGGCCGUGAUGAGCUGUGUGGGGCGUGCGUUCUUCUUCUUCCUGGGGUUCAGGGUGCAGGUGAAGGGUCAGAGGGCGAGCAGUGCCGAAGCGCCCAUCCUGGCUGUGGCCCCCCACUCGAGCUUCUUCGACGGGAUUGUCUGCAUCGUGGCCGGGCUGCCCUCCACUGUGUCCCGCUCCGAAAACCUGGCCACGCCCGUCUUCGGCCGGUUCCUGCGCUGCCUGCAGCCUGUGCUGGUAUCCCGCCUGGAUCCUGAUUCCCGGAAAAACACCAUCCUGGAGAUAGAGAGGAGAGCCACAUCGCAGGGGAAAUGGCCACAGGUAUUAAUUUUUCCUGAAGGGACCUGCACCAACCGGUCCUGUCUCAUCACAUUCAAGCAAGGUGCCUUCAUUCCUGGAGUCCCUGUGCAGCCAGUGCUUCUCCGAUACCCGAACCAGCUGGACACUGUGACGUGGACCUGGCAGGGGCCAAAAGCGCGGACUCUCCUGUUGCUGACACUGUGUCAGUUAUACACCAAUGUAGAGAUUGAGUUUCUUCCUCCACACGUUCCAAGCGAGGAGGAGAAGAAAGUCCCCAUGCUGUUUGCCAGCAGAGUCAGGAGCACUAUGGCCAAAGCGCUGGGCGUGCCUGUGACAGACCACACCUAUGAGGACUGCCGGCUGAUGAUCUCAGCAGGCGAGCUCACACUGCCCAUGGAGGCCGGGCUAGUGGAGUUCACUAAAAUCAGCAGGAAGCUCAACCUGAAGUGGGACAAUGUGAGGAAGCAGCUGGAGGGAUUUGCAGCGAUCGCUAGCUCCUGCAAAGGGGGUCGGAUCGGGAUCGAGGAGUUUGCAGGUUUCCUGAAGCUGCCCAUCACGCCUGCCCUGCAGGAGCUGUUCGCCCUCUUUGACCGGAAUGGGGAUGGCACGAUAGACUUCAGAGAGUACGUCAUCGGUCUCAGCGUCCUCUGUCGACCCGCUAACUCGGAGGAAAACAUUCAGAUGGCAUUUCAGCUGUUUGACGUGGACGAAGAUGGGAACAUCGACCAGGAAGAGUUCUCCUCCCUGCUGCGGUCCUCCCUCGGCGUUCCAGACCUGGAUGUCUCCCGGCUGUUUGGGGAGAUCGAUGCCGAUGAUUCCGGACACAUCACCUACCCCGAGUUCAAAGCCUUUGCCCUGACCCACCCCGAGUACGCCAAGCUGUUCACCACCUACCUGGAGCUCCAGCGGUACCACGCCCUGCAGGGGGAAGGGCUUGUGCCGGGCCCGCCCACCAGCAGGGUCAGCCCUGAGAGCGCCGGGGAAGACAGCGCCUCGGACAAGAAAGAAGACUGAUGUGGGGACUGCCACUCCCCUCUGUACAUAUCGAUCUCUUUUUUUACUGUUUUUAAAUGGGCUGAAGCAAUGUUUUUAAUAAACAGUUAAAUCAUUAAGUGCU